CCCGGCCUUUUCUUCCUCCCAAAACCUGAAAAACUCUGCAAUCCUGAAUGCUCAAACCCUAAAAAAGCAAAGAUUUUUAAACCAAAGUACGCAUAAACUCGACACCCAUUGGAUCAUAUCACGUAGCAUUCAUCAUCGCCAUUGAAACCGGGGCCAGCAGUGCUGUGGGUGUUUCCCUCUGCAUGCCUGAAAAUUGUUUGGUAAUGAGCCAAUGGGCGUCCACAAAAACGAUGACCAGUCGUGUUGAAAGUCCCACAAUUUGAGAUUAUAAGAAAAUUUUGGUGUUUUUUAGGAUUAUGUCUGAUUUGGUGGCCCGUACUGGUCGGCUUCAGCAACGAUACGAGGCCGGUUGUCGCCUUGUCGCCGGGUGUAUUCCAUUUAGGUAUAGAAAUUCAAAUGAGACUGGUGAUAAUAACUCUGAAAAGGUGGUUGAGGUAUUGAUGAUUAACUCACCUAGUGGACCAGGCCUUUUGUUUCCAAAGGGGGGCUGGGAGAAUGACGAAACUGUUGAGGAGGCUGCAGUAAGGGAAGCUGUUGAAGAAGCUGGAGUGCGGGGGAAUCUGAUGGACUUCAUAGGAUGGUAUCAUUUUAAGAGUAAAACACACCAGGACGAAUUCAGCCCUGAAGGUUUAUGUAAGGCUGCGAUGUUUGCUUUGUUCGUUACAGAGGAGUUAGAUGCAUGGCCAGAGCGAAACACUCGGACUCGAAGUUGGCUUACCAUACCUGAAGCAGUAGAGAGUUGCAGGCAUCCAUGGAUGAAGGGCGCCUUGGAGGAUGGCUUCUCCAAGUGGCUUGCAACAAGUCAGCAAGUGAAGCGGAGAACUCAAGUUUAAGUUGAUUCAUCAAUGCAUAAGUAAAAGUUUGCAUAGUGGCGCAUAACAGGCAACUCGUGCCUACAUUGUUUCUAGGCCCUUUUUUUUUUUUCUUGAUCGUAGAUAAACACAAACAGUAGCGACAAUGCAUGCUGUUAUCAUGACUAGAUAGAUGCUGCUUCCUUUUUUAUUGAGAAAUGAGAAAUUCUUCUUAAGGAUUUUAUGUCACUAACCUCUGAUGCAUAUUUAGAUUUAGAGGGUAGUCCAAAGUAAGCCCACUUGGGGAUGUUGAUUUUUUAUGUCUUGGCACUUCAGCUGGAAAACUGAGGAAGAAAUAGUAGGUGAAAAU
Molecule: messenger RNA, 1161 nt
Organism: Rubroshorea leprosula
Lineage: Eukaryota; Viridiplantae; Streptophyta; Magnoliopsida; Malvales; Dipterocarpaceae
Source: the annotation of a GenBank genome assembly